Molecule: messenger RNA, 2997 nt
Organism: Saccostrea echinata
Lineage: Eukaryota; Metazoa; Mollusca; Bivalvia; Ostreida; Ostreidae
Product: solute carrier family 49 member 4 homolog
Exons: 12
Coding region: 131-1687 (518 amino acids)
Biological process (GO): transmembrane transport
Cellular component (GO): membrane; intracellular membrane-bounded organelle
Molecular function (GO): transmembrane transporter activity
Source: RefSeq, a predicted model, not a curated record
GUAACGAGCAGACAGCUGAAAAGGUUGAAGCUUAGUAGGCUUUAUUGUCCGUCCUUUUCUACCUCUUCUGUGAUGUCACUAUGACAUAUAAGGCUUAUAUUUAUUACUGUCGCAUACCUAUUCCCACAUUAUGUCGGUAAGUGAAAGUAAAGGUGUACAAAAUCAUGAGAAUGGAAAAUAUGUACAACGCGAUGAAAGUUCAUCUUGCGAAGAAGAGCAACCGCUUCUUCAAAAGACGGAGAAAUUCCAAACAUAUGAACGGCGGUGGUACGUCUUGGCCGUGUUUAGUAUGGCAUGCUUUUUACAAGCCGCUGUAUGGAACACAUGGGGACCUAUAACCCAGUCUGCUGAGGUUGUGUUUGGUUGGGAGGACAGUCAGAUUGGAAUGUUAGCUAACUGGGGAAACAUUGCCUACAUAUUCACCGUUUUUCCAGCUUGCUACUUCAUGGAUACUAGAGGUUUACGUAUAUCAUUUUUGGCCUGUACUGUUCUGAUGUUGAUUGGCACUGGAGUCAGAUGUAUAACGUAUGAACCUAAAUAUGCUACAUGGAUGAUGAAUAUAUGCGCUAUUUUAAACGGCAUUGCAGGAACGGUGCCUUUUGCGGGACCAGCACAGGUCGCCAACACUUGGUUUCCACCCCAUCAGAGGACGACGGCUACCGCCAUAGCCUCAAUAUUCAACUAUGGAGGUGUAGCUAUGGCUUUUGUUAUAGGUCCACAGCUUGUAUCAUCACCUAAGUAUAAAAAUGUAACCCAUAUUCAGAAUAAUACACCUACUUUUAGCAGAUUGGCACUAGAUCAAGAUUUACAAAUUUCACACAGCUUAAGAAAUGUGUCAAAUUCAUCUCUAGUUUUGAUUAAUUUUACCCAGAUCCGCCACGACAUAUUGUACCUUAUGUAUUAUGAGUUUGCUGCAGUUGGGCUGUUAUUUUUAUGUAGUCUUACGAUGCCAUCAAAACCCCCUACUCCACCAAGUAUUUCAGCCUCAACACAACGUGUCGAGUAUAAAAAGGCAUUGUUGACUAUUGGUCGAAACAGAGCGGUAUGGUUAAUAGGACUGGCCUAUGCUUUGCCAGCGGGGGUAUAUGGGGUGUGGGGAGCAGUCAUUGAUGUCAUAUUGAAACCUGUAGGAAUUGAACAGACUGAGGUUGGCUGGAUUGGAUUUUACUCUAUAAUGGCUGGUUGUGUGUCAGGUCUAGCUAUAGGAAGAUUUUCAGAUGUCUUCAUGCGGCAUAUGAAGCUCUUCCUCCUGGUAAUGUUUGGUGUGGCGGGAGGAUCUUUUGUGUGGUUCACACUCAUGUGUGUCAAGGUCAUACCACUCUCCACAGUACAAGUAUAUAUCUCAAACAUCAUGGGAGGGAUGUUUCUUAAUGGUGCUAUCCCCCUGUUUUAUGAACUGGGGGCAGAGUCAGCUUUUCCUGUGUCAGAGGGAGUGAUUGGGGGUUUUCUGACGUGGCUCAACAACAUGUUUGGAAUUCUUUUCUUGUUCAUGCUACAAAUACCUGGUAUAGGCACAGACUGGAUGAACUGGACUUUGGUGGGCAGUGUCGCUAUAGGAUUGGCCUUCCUAUUUGUCUUCCCUGAGCGGUACACCAGGACUGAUAUCGAUAUCUGUGUAGACAAAGCAGAAACUGAUCACCCAGAAACCACGAUAAUAGUCAGACAAACUGUGUAUGAAAAUAUAUAAUGAUGAAUUUGGUGAGAGAGAGAGAGAGUUGUCUUUAUAGAUUUUCAAUCUGGACGAUUUUAAAAUAUAGUUUAAGGUCAUAUGCAAUGUUCAUGCACAUGAACUUUACAGUGUACCUUUCCCAUCGAUAAUUUUCCAAAAUAUACUUAAUUCAAAAUCAUAAUACAAUCUUAUGUUCUUAGAAAAAAAGCAGCAUACAUAGCCAGGAGUUUUGAACAAAUAUCAAAUGAUGAAAAUCCUUUUAUUUUUUUCGAAAGAAAAAUUAGCAGAAAAUAGUUUUAGCUGGUAUUUCCCUAAAAUUUGAUUCAGAAAAGGUGUACAACAUUUCCAGGCAUCAUAAAAUCGCACGAAUGUCCUUCAAAUAUUAGAACUCUGAAAUUAAACAUGGAAUAAGAAUAUAAAAUUCAAAACUAUGUUGCAUAUGUCCUUCAGAUUUAUUCCAGUUUUAAGAUUGUUUACUCAACUUUUAAAGUAUGUUGACUGUUGCUGGGAUAUUUUGGUCCUAUUUAUAAGGUCAGUAUCUACAUGUAUCAUGUUGAUAUUAUACACAUUUGAUCUCAUCUACUCAUAUAUGUAUAACCACUUGAUAAGCUUCUACAUGUAUUCAUUCUUAGAAAAGUAAAAUAGCUUUGGAGUAUCAUUUGUUCUUAUCUGAAGCAAUGAAGAUUAAUUAUUGAAAUGCCUUAAAAAAAAGAUAGGUUGCAACCAAAAAGAGGAUAUAUACUUUGAACAAAAAAAUUUGACAGUUUUUGGUAAUUUUCCGACAAGAAGCAAGCUUAAUUUAAAACUACUUUCCUGGUCAUUGGAGAUUGAAAAUGAGAUUUUUUUUUCUUUUCACUCUUACAAUCCAGCAAAACCCCUAUUUUUUUUUUUUACUCUACUUCAAAAUAUUUGUAAGAUUUAAUAGAAUUUAUCUACUGUUUUUGCCCGAGAAACAUGACCAGGACAUCUCAAUUUUACUACCUUAAUUUGGCUUUACUGGUCUUUCAAACCAUCUUGAAUGGGAAAAUAUUUUAAAAUAAGUGGAAGUAAAACAUUACAAGAGACUAGUAAUGUUUUCACUUUAAAUCUUAAACACAGUGUAAACUUUAUAUUUUACAAGAAUGGUCAAAGAAUUACAUGUAUGAAAAUAUAAAUAUAUAAGAUAGUCAAAUUUCUCAGGAAUGUUAAAAAAUAUUUUAGUCCCAAUGCUGCUCUAAAUGCUCAAUAUUUUAUGUUGUACCAAUUCAAAUUUUAAAAAAGAACAUUUUGUUCUUUGGGCAUUUGUUAUUGACUUGCAAUAUUUAUUAAUGAGAUAUUUUAAUGGGUAU